Molecule: messenger RNA, 1800 nt
Organism: Helianthus annuus (common sunflower)
Lineage: Eukaryota; Viridiplantae; Streptophyta; Magnoliopsida; Asterales; Asteraceae
Product: shaggy-related protein kinase eta
Exons: 12
Coding region: 206-1342 (378 amino acids)
Biological process (GO): protein phosphorylation; signal transduction
Cellular component (GO): cytoplasm
Molecular function (GO): protein serine/threonine kinase activity; ATP binding
Source: RefSeq, a predicted model, not a curated record
AAUUCUUUGUUUUUGCCACAAGUUGUUCUGUUCUUGAUGUGAUCUGUUGUAAAGUUAUGAUUUUUAUCAUUGUUGUUCUGGUUUUGUGUAUAUUAAGGAUGUAAAGAUGAUAAAGUUUUUUGCUUUAUAGCAUAAAGAUUGAUGUAUGUUACUGAUUUUGGGAAUUUGGAGUUAGGUGUGUGAAAUUAGGUCAAGAUUGAAGGAAAUGUCCACAAAGGUUGUUGAUGGAAGCGGAGCUGAAACCGGUCACAUCAUAUCUACGACAAUCGGCGGCAACAAUGGAGAACCAAAGCAGACGGUCAGUUACAUGGCAGAGCGCGUGGUAGGGGCUGGAUCGUUCGGUAUAGUUUUCCAGGCAAAAUGUCUAGAAACGGGAGAAACUGUGGCUAUAAAAAAGGUUUUGCAAGAUAAAAGAUACAAGAACCGUGAGUUGCAGUUAAUGCGAACAAUGGACCAUCCAAACGUGGUGUCGUUGAAGCAUUGUUUUUAUUCAACGACAAGCAAGGAUGAGCUUUUUCUGAACCUGGUGAUGGAAUACGUUCCCGAGACGAUUUUUAGAGUGUUAAAGCAUUAUAGCGAUUCACGCCAGAGGAUGCCUCUCAUUUACGUCAAACUUUACACAUAUCAAAUUUUUAGGGGGUUAGCGUACAUGCAUAUGGUUACUGGAGUAUGCCACAGGGACUUGAAGCCCCAGAACGUCUUGGUUGAUCCUGUUACUCAUCAAGUCAAGAUUUGUGACUUCGGAAGUGCAAAAAUGCUAGUGAGGGGAGAAGCAAAUAUAUCAUACAUUUGCUCCCGGUUUUAUCGUGCACCCGAACUCAUCUUUGGUGCCACAGAGUAUACAACCUCGAUUGAUAUAUGGUCGGCUGGUUGCAUUCUCGCUGAACUUCUUCUGGGACAGCCACUAUUUCCUGGAGAAAACGCAGUCGAUCAGCUUGUGGAAAUUAUUAAGGUCCUGGGCACACCGACUCGAGAAGAACUUCGCUGUAUGAAUCCGAACUACACUGAUUUUCGGUUUCCGCAAGUAAAGGCCCACCCUUGGCACAAGGUAUUUCAUAAGCGGAUGCCUCCGGAAGCAAUUGAUCUCGCUUCACGUCUCCUGCAGUACUCUCCAAGUCUUCGUUGCAAUGCUCUUGAAGCCAUUGCGCAUCCUUUCUUUGAUGAGAUUCGGCAACCUAAUGCUCGCUUAACAAACGGUCGACCGUUACCACCUCUAUUUGACUUCAAACAGGAGUUGUCGGCAGCGUCUCCGGAGCUUGUGAACAGGCUAAUUCCGGAUCAUGUGAAGAGGCAGAUUGGUCUACAAUUUGUACCUCCGGUUACUGGUGCCACCAUUACAUAAUAUACAUGUAUAGAGAUCUGCUGUGGGAUUCCAAUCGACGAAGCUGAUGAAGCGGUGGCAUCAUAUCUUCUUUCACGACCACAAGUACAGAGUACGGUUACCUUAUCAUCUCUCUCUCCCGCUCUCUCUCUAGCCUGGCCAAAAGGAGAGAGAAAGUAAGGCCAUUUUUAUUAUAGUAUGAAUAGCUACGAUCGGGCCCAAGUGUAGUAGUAAAAAGUAGAAGAAGAAGAAGAAAGACCGAGGCAGAAGAACCAAAGUUGAAGUUUUGGCUGUCUGACGGUGGGUUUUAUACUUUUUUCUUCCGUGUUUCUGAAAACAAACGAACGAACCGAUUAUGGAAGGAGAUGUUUCUUUUUACUUGUGUAAUUUGUUAUGUAGCUCUAUUGUGUUUUAACUUUGCUUGUGUAAAUGAUAACCUAUUUGACUUGUUUUUAAAACAUUUGCUUGCUUAUGGUCUU